Messenger RNA from Salpingoeca rosetta, 201 nucleotides. RefSeq lists its product as uncharacterized. The record is from RefSeq and is a predicted model, not a curated record. The transcript is spliced from 2 exons. Lineage: Eukaryota; Choanoflagellata; Craspedida; Salpingoecidae. Gene Ontology annotation, molecular function: protein binding. Bases 1 to 201 code for a protein of 66 amino acids.
AUGAGCGAAGCCAAGGAUGAGACAGCCGCAUCUAUGACGCUGCGGGUGGUGUACGCAAAGGAGACGAAGAGGGUCACGGUGUCCAGCGACCAGACAGUGAAGGACUUGAAGGAGCUCAUUGCGAAGGAGACUGGGUGCCCUGUUGCACAGAUGAAGCUCAUGUUCAAAGGUAGUGGUGCUGUGCUCGGAUAUGGCGUGUAA